AUGUUCGCCGCCACCCGCUCCGUGGUGUUCGUUGCACUGUUCGGCGCCCUCGCCCUCGCGGCCGCCGUGAAGCGCGUCGACGUCGCGCGCGGCACGUGCUACGACGCCGGGGAUAACGCUUGCGGCUUGACGGACUCCAACACCGACCACGGCAUCGCUUUCAGUCGCGAGUUCGAGAACGACAGCGUCAGCACCGACGACAGCAACAACGGCUGGUCGGGUUUUGACGGGGAGGGUCAGAACAACGGCAAGCGGGUGCAGGCGAGGAUCGAUAAGUGCCUCGGCUGCAUGUAUCUUCCGAGUGACGAGGACGACCACUUGGUUCCCCAGGAGAUUGGAGCGGCCGGCGAGGGACAAGCGGUCAAAAUGACCAACCAGAUAUGGACGGUACACUACGCGUUAAAACAGCCGGAACCGCCUCUGUGCGUGAGAGUUCCGGGGACCCGGAGUGGCGUGCCAGAAGUUGUUGGACACGGGAAUUUUCAGUCGACGGGCCUUCUCAGCGCGGCGAGCAUUGGGCAAAAACGGCUAAUAUCAGGAAACGAUGUGGAGGUGAGUAUGCAAGGCCCGGGAGAAACCAAGAAACAGUCUGAGCUAUGGCUUUCUAGCUGA
Epithele typhae is the source of this 612-nucleotide messenger RNA. RefSeq lists its product as uncharacterized. The transcript has 4 exons. Bases 1 to 612 code for a protein of 203 amino acids. The record is from RefSeq and is a predicted model, not a curated record. NCBI's taxonomy places the organism in Eukaryota, Fungi, Basidiomycota, Agaricomycetes, Polyporales, Epitheliaceae.